CAAGGCACCAACGCAAAGCGCACCCCCGCCGGUCCACCCCAUACAACCACCCUUCCUUUCGCCUGCCCACCCAGCGCACCCAACCCAAGGAAGUCGGAAGCCCAUCCAUCUGACCUCGACUCCCCUUCCCUCCACCUCCAGUCGCCGGAUUCAUCGACUCGAGUCGAAAUCCGAUCCCGCCGCCGCGCCCCAAUCGCCGUCUAGGGCGUUCCGUCAGCCAGGCCACCCGACACCGCCGCCACCCCUCGUCUCCUCCCCGACCCCGAGCCGUUUUGACAGGCUUGGACGCCAGCGAUCCCUCUCUGCCCCGUUGCCCGCCGUCGCUGCCGGCCUCGAUUGGAGUUGGAAAUCGGAUAGGAAGAUGGAUCGCCACCUGCAGCAACAACUCGGGACUAGCAUGAGCGAUGAUGGAGACCAUACCUGCCCGCUCUGCGCCGAGGAGAUGGACAUCACUGAUCAGCAGCUCAAGCCGUGCAAAUGCGGAUAUGAUAUUUGCGUCUGGUGCUGGCACCACAUCAUAGACAUGGCUGAGAAGGAGGAGACAGAGGGCCGCUGCCCUGCAUGCCGCACUCGCUACGACAAGGACAGGAUUGUCAAGAUGACUGCCACUUGUGAGAGGACGGUGGCAGAAAAAAAUGCAGAGAAGAAGCACAAGACCCAAAAGGUUAAGCCAAAGGCGGCAUUGGCGGCAGCAGCAUCAACAACAACAUCUACAGUAGAAGCUAAGAAGCAUCUGAUUGGUGUCAGGGUUAUCCAGAAAAAUCUGGUGUACAUAACUGGGCUACCCGCACAUUUAUGCAACGAGAUUGUACUUGAGCGUAGGGAAUACUUUGGUCAAUAUGGGAAAGUUUUGAAGGUUUCAGUUUCCCGUCCUACUGGGCCUCCUUCCCAGCAGGCAUCAGCAAACAACAAUAUUAGUGUAUAUAUUACUUAUGCCAAAGAAGAAGAGGCCAUCCGGUGUAUUCAAACUGUACAUAAUUUUGUCUUGGAAGGAAAAGUUUUAAGAGCAUGCUUUGGUACUACGAAGUAUUGCCAUGCAUGGCUGCGGAACAUGACAUGUGGGAAUCCAGAUUGUCUCUAUUUGCAUGAAGUAGGCGGUCAGGAGGAUAGUUUCACUAAAGAUGAGAUCAUCUCAGCAUAUACGAGGACUAGGGUCCCCCAGAUGGCAUCUAGUGUUUCACAAAGACGUGCAGGCACUGUAUUGCCUUCUCCAGCUGAUGAUUUCUCUUACAGUGCAGUGGUAUCGGCCAAGCAUACAGUCAAGAAUGGAACACUUAAUACCACCAACCAGCCCAGACUUUCACCUCCAAACAGUAGUUCUGGGAGGUCCACGCUUCCACCAGCUGCCUCAUGGGGGCAUCGUGAUUUGAAUGCCAGGACAACAGCUAAUGGGGUGACUCCAUCACAAUCUCAUACGAAAUCAAAAUCAGAGCCACAAAUUAAUUCAUUUUCAAGUUCUUUGACGAUUUCGAGUACAAUAAUGCCUUCUUCAUGGAAUGAUGAUACAAAUACAAGUACAGCACCAAAAAUUUCUGAAGGGCGGCAAGUGUCACAACAAGACAGUACAUCUAAAACCAUAGAGCCGUAUAAGCCUGGUAUUGUGAAGGAAACACAUGCUCUAUCAUCACUUGACAUAGACUUCUCCACAAUACCUUCAGCUUGGAAUGACGAUGACAUUGUAGUGUCAGAUGGGAUGUCAAAAGGAAGCAAGGAAAUUCAAGCUGCGAAAGAAAAUGGAAAGCUAACCCAUCUAGCAUCUAAGUCACCAAUGUCACCUAAGAAAGACACGACAGUGAACAUUACCAGCAAAAGUCCUUCAGAUUUGGUAUCAAGUCUAGCAAUAUUGAAAUCAGAUGUAAAGACUGGCGAUAGUGAUAGCUCAGUUAGCAACAUUACUCCCAAAAGCCCUACUUCAAAUGAUGUAAACUGCCAAUCUAGUCUUGCUGCCAAUGAGAAAAUACUGGAGGAUAUUGGACCCCCCAGGGAGAUUGACACUGAGAAGCUAUCUGUUCAGAUAUCUUCGAUAACUUUAGAUGGCAAUGAUGAGGCUCAUAGUAUGGCAGGAAAUCAUCAACCAGAUGCACUGCCACGCACAUCUGUUACCGUGCCGAUAGGCCAGAAUUUUGACAGAGACCGAUCUUAUAUGAAGCUUGAUGGGCUCCUAUCUUUAGAAAACAAGGAUACACUUCUCUCCUGUCAAUAUGGUUCUGAUAAGCAUCUUGAUUGGACUUCAGAGCAGCAAAGUUGUAGUGCGUCUCCUUUAAAUGAUAUGGUAAAUUCUACAGCGAUCACUGACAAACUUCAUGGUAGGCUGAUGGAUGGUUCAGAUCAACCAUCAUAUUCGUCAUUUGCCCGUUUUCCUAAUACAGUAGCCACUUCACUGUGGAAUGAUACAGAAAGUAACCCUACAUUGAUGAUUGGUACUAAACCUUCAGAGAUGCAGACUGGGUUUUCUUCAAUCAAUAAGACUCAUGCCUUGUUAAGUGGAUGUCAAGAUGGGCUAGGGACUGUAUGUACACCUGGUAAUGUUUCUGGACAUCCUGGAAUGGGAAGUCAUCAGCCUGGUGCAAUGGGUUCAGUAAGAACUGAUAGUGUAGGAAGUUUUGACAAGACUGCAAGUGUAAAUAAGGAUGAGAGCAGAAUAAUUUCUGAUAUGUUGUCAUCAGAGUUUAAUCUGUGGGAUGAUUCAUUUUCAUCUGCUAACAGUUUUGUUAGGAUGCUUAGAGAAUCUGAAAAUAAUGAUGUCCCUUUCACCCUGCCUUCAUGGAAAUCAGGAUCCGGAAGCAGAGAGUCCAGAUUUUCGUUUGCUAGGCAGGAUAACCAAGGAAACUUGGAUUCAUCUCUCAGAAACUGUGGUAGUGAUCAGAAUUUCAGUUUGCUACCCCAGAUCUCUCGAGGAAAUUUUUACCAGAAUGGCCAUGCAUUCCAAUCCCUGGAGAAUGAUGUUCACAAUAGCAACUCUCUUGCUGUGUCAGAUAUGGCAACUACUGGUUCAUCAAGAUCUAAAAUAUCCGCACCCCCAGGAUUUUCAGCACCAGCAAGAGUCCCCCCUCCUGGAUUUUCUUCCGGAUUUCCUUCCCAGGAUGGUCUGAAUCCCCCUCCCGGGUUUUCUUCUGGAAUUUCAUCUCAGGAAGUGUCCAAGAACCCACCGAGAUUGCCUUCCCCAUUUUCUUCUGGAUUUUCAUCUCAGGAUGGGCCUAAUCCUUCUUAUAGAUCCUUUUCUGCAUUUGCUUCUGGACUUCCAUCACAGGAUGGGCCUAACCCCCCUUCUAGAUUCCCUUCUGCAUUUACCUCUGGAUUUUCAUCACAUGAUGGGUCUAAUCAGGUGUAUCGCUCGACAUACCCAGAAACUCUUCUCCGGGAUAAUGUUUUGGGCGGCAACAGUAAUCAUUAUCAAGCUCCGUUUGGCAGACACACAAGUGACAUAGAAUUUAAUGAUCCUGCUAUAUUGGCCGUGGGAAAAGGGCGGAUGCCUGGAAUUGGUGAUUCAGGUCUGGAGAUGAAAAAUACCCCUGCUUUUCCAGCCCAGUUGCAAACACCGAACAAUGAUCCAAGGUUUCAGUUACGGAUGCAGCCAAAUGUGCAGUCGCAUCAGAACUUGAGAUUUGCAGACCAUAUGCAAGAUGCCUUCAACCCUAUGAAUGAUAAUUAUCUGGCAUCCAAAUUUUUACAGCAGAAUCACGGUCCUGUAUCCCCUUAUGCGCAGAUGACACAACAACCCAGAAACUCGCAGCUUACAAAUGGUCACUUGGAUGGGUGGAGUGAUUUGAGACAAGGGAAUAACGCCCUUAUGUCAGACAUGUCAAGGAUGUUAUAUCCAAGUGAAGUGAAUAGCUUGCACAUGCUUGGUUCUAAUGAUAUCUAUACCAGAGCCUUUGGAAUGUGAUUGUCUCCUGGGAGCUGUGUGACUUUGAGGUGACAUGUUUUAACUUGGGAAAUUUGUUGAGUUGUGAAAGUAACUGGUCGCACAGCACAUAGUAUACCUCAGGUGGAUGGUGGUCUUGUGCGCAUGAACUUGCUCGUGAGUGUUUAGUGGGAUUGAAAUUGACCAACAUGGACCUUCCAGACCUUGGAUACUACCAGGUUCUCUCUUUUAUGAUAUGCGAAGCGAGUGAAAAGAAGAUGUCUCGAAAAGAACGAAGCAACUGAAGCUGGCUUGAGGAUGCUGUGGUGGUACUGUGUGUUUUCUUAUGAUGAUAGAGGUCGGUGUGUAACUUGUGGUUGCUCCCUCCCUUUUCUGUUGGUGCACAAAAGCCGACCCUGAUCCAAGCUCUGAUUGGUGUCUGGCUGGCUAUUAGAUGCAUGGUGUGUAGAGUCUACCGGGAAUGUGUAUAUCUAGUGAGUUGAAGAAGGUUAUAAAUCGGGUAUGUUAACGAGAAGGAUCAAUCUGCUCCCGGUAUGCAUGUAUCAACUCGAUUGGGUUAACGAGAAGGUCAUAAUCUGCUCCCAGUAUGCAUGUCAAUUUGAUUGGUA
This is a messenger RNA of Setaria italica (foxtail millet), 4473 nucleotides long. Its product is annotated as putative GPI-anchored protein pfl2. Gene Ontology annotation, biological process: protein ubiquitination. Gene Ontology annotation, cellular component: CCR4-NOT complex. Lineage: Eukaryota; Viridiplantae; Streptophyta; Magnoliopsida; Poales; Poaceae. The coding region runs from base 362 to 3886 and encodes 1174 amino acids. The record is from RefSeq and is a predicted model, not a curated record. The transcript has 14 exons. Gene Ontology annotation, molecular function: ubiquitin-protein transferase activity; RNA binding.